AUGAACGGUCUUGUGCCUGGAGAGCUUGAGUUUUCUCUAAGCGGUACCGCUACUGACUUCACAUCUCAACUUUCUGAUCCUGAGAUACUUGGAACUCCAAUUGGAUUUGGGUCCUUUAGUGAGGUUUUUGGGUGUAUUGUCAAAACAAGUAAUGGCGAAGAGAAGGUCGCAGUGAAGGUAUUCAAGAUCGAUCCUUCGAGAGAUACGGGAAAAAUUCAAAAUGCAAUACGUCGAGAACUCAAAGUGUGGCUUAGACUGAAAAACACGACCAUCGUUCCCCUACUGGGCUUCGCAUGCGUCGAAUACAAAUCCAAGUUCCCAGCUCUCGUCUCCCAAUGGAUGCCAUUUGGAACGUUAUUCGUCUACCUCACAAAAGCUACCAUCACUGCUUUUGCUAAAGUUGCAUUGGUCAAGGGUGUUGCCUCUGGCCUUGAUUACCUCCAAUCAGUGGAUGUUGUUCACGGAGACCUUCACCCUGGAAAUGUACUCAUAGAUGGUUCAGGGAAUCCAUGCCUAACUGAUUUCGGUCUUGCAACAAUCGAAGGAGAAGUGGAUAUGCAGUUGACGUCAACCACCGUCCAACGCAGUUUCGAUUCUCGAUGGCGGGCGCCCGAAGUCCUUGGAGUGGAAUCGGAAUGUAAUCCUCAAAAACCGACUUUCAUGAGUGAUAUUUACUCUUUUGGUGGUGUCAUGUUCUUUAAGAAACAUGUUCAAAUCUGUGUCGCGCUAUCGAAUAAAGUCAUACGUGCACGUCCCGAAAACAUCCUCGAUGACCACUGGAACUUGAUCCAGAAAUGCUGGUCAUGGGAAGCCAGUCAUCGCCCGAGGGUCACAAAAGUUCUUCAAUAUAUCGAUCAGUUUAGGACCGACAACUGGCAGGGUCAACAACCUAAGGUUCCCACUGGUCAAGGGCUGGUGGACCUGACGGGUCAGAUCGUUGGUACAAAUGCCGAAUUUGUUGAUUUUGGAAUGGUUUUCAAAUGUAAAUGGAGACGACCGACAGGUCCUAUGAAGGUUGCAGUAAAAGUCUCCAGGCAUCAUCACAUUGGUCGCGCCCCAGAGCAGGACUUAAGGAGGUUUCGACGAGAAACUGCAAUAUGGGCCCACCUCGUCCACGACAAUAUCGUCACAUUGUAUGGAACGACAGAGGGAUUCGGACCAACCACAGCCCUUGUCUCCCAAUGGUUUCCGGACGGCACGCUGUCCCUUCUGAUCAUAGAACAGGGUACUACAUUAACCAUCGAGUCCAAAUUGAAGCUGCUCCACGGCAUAGCAUCUGGGCUCCACUAUCUUCACUCUUUUCCUGUUGUUUAUGGUGUCAUCACGAGCAAGUGCCAAAUUCAAGAAUCGAUUGUUCGGCCUGGUGCAAUCAGGUGGGCUGCGCCUGAGUUGUUCAGGUCACGUGAUUCCCCUUCCGACAAACCGACCACGCAGAACGACAUGUAUUCCGUUGGUCGUGUCAUGUUCUAUUUGUUGACUCUGAUUGUUCCUUGGCAUAACAUUGACGAGUACGAAGUCCUUCAAAAAAUCCAAAAUGGAGAGGAUGUCUCGCGUCCUGAGAUAUUCGAGGCGAUGUCUGACGUAACAGACGCCCGCUGGAACUAUAUCGAGCAGUGUUGGUCAAUUGACCCAUCCGCUCGUCCAUGUGCCCUUACGAGUAUGAACUUCGUAACGGGGGAGCUAGAAACCUUGAAACAAGAUGUAGAUACUAUGCAAACUGUGGAUGCUAUGCAAGCCGCGGAUGUCAUGCAAGCCGUAUAUGAUGGACUUCCGCCAGACUUUUUCAACGUGACAGAUGGUGCUAUGCUAAUGUGGAUCAUUAUCUCCUCCAGAACGUACGGCAACUAUUACCCCUCCCCUCCCCCUUCCCGCCGUCCUCGCUCUCUCGCACCCUCUUCCGGGAGUGCCAGUGUACUAUUAGGUCAACUUUCGUCCACGUUCCGCCGCUCUCACCGGGCCGACACUAAUAACUCAACUGAACUCCAGCGACGCCAAAGGCGGUCAAUCUUAUUUCGUGGUCCCCGUAUUGUCGAAGUGGCUGCAGUAAGGGAGAGAGAGGUAUUUAUGUCUUCGCGUGCGUUUCCCAUUGGCGUGGGUUAAUAAUUUCUAUCCAGGUUACAUUCACUGCUCCACUACUUCACCACCGCCAGAAAGAACACAGCAGCAAAACCGAUCUCACGCCCAGGGAUCCACUACGCCUUCUGCUCCCGCAACUAACUAGUACUACCUCGUCAGGUGCAGCGACCGCGCAGUCACGAUCUCUCCCACUGCGAGUUCGCUUUGUGUUGUUUCUUUGUUGUGCGUCUCCCCCAACCGCUGAUGGUCAUUAAUACAGGUACAUAUACUUCUAGUUCUUUUUUGUGACCAAUUUUUGUCCAUUGAGAGUAAGACUCUAUGUAGGAAGUAAACUAGCGUGUGGUAGUACUGGCUAAGAUGUCCAAUAACGCAUGCUCUAGUUCUUCUAUAUUCUUUAGUGUCUCUUUCGUAUCAUUUCGUACGUAACGACUUACAUUGAGCUUGUUUCCUUGUCAUAAGACUCAUGCAAUGUAUUGAACUCAACAAUGCCAGC
Molecule: messenger RNA, 2569 nt
Organism: Suillus plorans
Lineage: Eukaryota; Fungi; Basidiomycota; Agaricomycetes; Boletales; Suillaceae
Product: kinase-like domain-containing protein
Exons: 16
Coding region: 1-2100 (699 amino acids)
Biological process (GO): protein phosphorylation
Molecular function (GO): ATP binding; protein kinase activity
Source: RefSeq, a predicted model, not a curated record